This is a messenger RNA of Ostrea edulis (European flat oyster), 5076 nucleotides long. Its product is annotated as U3 small nucleolar RNA-associated protein 25 homolog. Gene Ontology annotation, biological process: maturation of SSU-rRNA from tricistronic rRNA transcript (SSU-rRNA, 5.8S rRNA, LSU-rRNA). The transcript is spliced from 21 exons. Bases 53 to 2287 code for a protein of 744 amino acids. The record is from RefSeq and is a predicted model, not a curated record. Gene Ontology annotation, molecular function: U3 snoRNA binding; rRNA binding. Gene Ontology annotation, cellular component: small-subunit processome; nucleolus. NCBI's taxonomy places the organism in Eukaryota, Metazoa, Mollusca, Bivalvia, Ostreida, Ostreidae.
UCUCAUUGCUUGGACCAGAUGGGGGAAAAAUCUGAUUGGCUAAUCAUUUACGAUGGCACCGAAAAAGCAUGGGAAGAGAGGGAAUUUGAAGAGAAAAUCAAAAUUAAAACAGAACCAGUUAUCUAAACGAGAAAAAAAAGAUAUGAGGGAGUAUGGCGAACUUGACCCGCUCAACAGUGGAAUUGGCCUUAAAGGACGGUUUACGAAAAUGACAGAUGUGGAAGACAAUAACCAACAUCUCCAAAGAUCAGAGACAUCCGAUUCCUCAGAAGAGGAGGUUGACGCCUACCAACAGCUUGUAGCAUCUGUCCAUGGGAAGUUACAGAGCAGUAGCGUAGAAUCUGAUAAUGAAGUCUUAGAGGAGGAGGUUGAGGAAAGCAGUGGAAAGGAAGAUGUGUCCAGUGAAAGUGAUGGGGAGGAGAAAGAUGAGAUGGAUGCUGAGCAAAAUGGAAAAGAAGUGGAAGAAGAUGGAUUUGAGGUUGAAAAUGAAAGUGAUGAAGAAGAUGAGAGUGGAGAUGAAGAAGAGAUAUUAGAAGAAGAGGAUGGAGAAAAAUUUGUCAUUAAGGAGUGUGAUCCAUUUAGUGUCCAUUUUGAAAUAGACUUGCCAGAGGCUUUUGUUGAAGGCUUGAGUCAAAAAGAAAAAUGGAAAAGGGAGGAAAUCAAGGUGAAGCAUAUUGGUCAUGGUUUAUUUGUUAGUCCAGAGGAACAUUGUCAUGUGAAAGAUGUCACUGCUCAAGAAGAUGAAAAUGACCUGAAAUCUCUAUAUGUAAAACACAAACUUGCGGAAGGUGUGGAAAGCGCCAAUAGAAAAUUGUGUAAAGUUGAAAAUUUGAAAAAUGGAGCACCAUUGUCUGCCUUCCAGAUGUCACUCUUCCAAACCCUGAAUAAAUACCAGGAUGUUUACUAUCCAGAGAGAAGCUAUGUUAAUGGGGAAGAAAUCCGUCUUGUUUACUGCCUGCAUGCUUUGAACCAUGUCUUAAAAACAAGAAGUCGAGUCAUUACACACAACACCAAGAUGAAGUUACGGCAACAGGGCACAGACUUUGAGGAGUAUCAAGAUCAGGGUUUGACACGCCCUAAGGUUCUGAUUGUCCUUCCGUUCCGAGACUCCGCCCUUAAAGUUGUCAAUAUCAUGAUGCAGCUGUUGAUGUCAUCAGACCAGAGCAUGGUAAGCAAUAAGAAAAGGUUUCAGACAGAAUACAGUGAAGAAGAUUCAUCGGAGAGAAAAGUCCCAAAACCAGAGGAUUUUGAGGCAACAUUCACAGGAAACAUAGAUGACCAUUUCAGGAUAGGACUUGGAGUAGCUAAGAAAACGUUGAAGCUCUACACCAAAUUCUACGCUUCAGACAUUAUUUUGGCAUCACCUCUGGGACUUAGAACCAUUAUUGGUGUUGAUGGGGAAAAAGAAAGAGAUUACGACUUCUUGAAUUCCAUAGAACUUCUCAUUUUUGAUCAAGCUGACAUAUUUCUGAUGCAGAACUGGGAACACAUUUCAACUUUAAUGGCUCAUCUCCACCUCCAGCCCAGGGAGGCACACGGUGCAGAUUUCUCACGGGUCAGGAUGUGGACACUGAAUGGAUGGUCAAAGUAUUACCGACAGACUGUGAUUUUCAGUUCCUUGUCCACUCCGGAGCUGAAUGCUCUCCACAACAGACACUGCUGUAAUUAUGCAGGAAAGUUAUCCAUCAGCCGAAAGGAAACCAAAGGGACAAUCUGUCAUAUAGUCAAGCAGCUACCUCAGGUAUUCCAUAAACUACCUGCGUCCUCCUAUGCAGAAUUACCAGAUGUCAGAUUUGACUUCUUCCUUAAAAAAAUUCUCCCAACACAGAAGGAUCCCGUGAUGUCACAGACCCUGAUCUUCAUCUCCUCCUACUUUGAUUACGUCAGAAUACGCAACUACUUUGUACGAGAGGAUAUAGAGUUUGCUCAAAUAAACGAAUAUUCAAGCACAAAGACAAUAUCCAGAUCAAGAAGUGAAUUUUUCCAUGGGAGAGUUCACUUUUUGUUGUACACAGAAAGAAUUCACUUCUAUAAAAGAUUAAAGUUGAGGGGAAUCCGCCACAUUGUAUUUUAUGAACUGCCGAGGUAUCCCCACUUCUACAGCGAGAUGUGUAACAUGCUACAGGACAGCCGCCGACAGAUGGACAAGGAGAAUAUGACCAGCACCGUCCUGUACUCCAGCUUCGAUGCUCAGAGAUUGGCUGACAUUGUGGGAACGGACAGGGCAGCUCGUAUGAUCAACUCGACCAAGAAAGCUCACAUGUUUGUUACGGGGGAAAAUUCCUGAAAAUGAAAAAGAUUCUGGAAGGAUUUCAGGGUAUAUUAAUCCUGUGAUUGAAUAGGACUGUCCAUUCUAAUGUGUAAACAAGAAAAGGUAGGAGUCCUUGUUUUUAAGGAAACUUUGCAGGAUGUUAAUCAUACCACACUAUAGUUUCUGAACAUCGUAAUGGUUGAACACUGUUAAGGUUGAAAACUAUAAUGGUUGAACACUGUUAAGGUUGAAAACUAUAAUGGUUGAACACUGUUAACAUGGUGGAGGUUCAACAUCUGGUUAAACAAUUGGAGGUUGAUGGUCAUUACGACAAUCUGUGAUUAUUUACUGCAGCAAAUAGAAAGACUCACAUAUAUGUAGUGUGAAUACUUUACACGCAUUUCCAAAUUUUAUAACAAAGGUCUCAGAAAUACAUGUUUGAUAUACUCCACAAAAUAUUUCAAAGCAAAGAAAAUUGCAGAUUUUAUAUUCAUUUUUCUGAAUGCCAUGUUAUUGUCAUUGAGCCUGUUUUAAGAUUUUUGAAUCCCAUCAGUUUACAUCAGUGCAUCUGAAAUAUGUGUAUCUAAAGGGUUUUGAUCCAAUGUUGUAACUUUUCUACUGCGGGUGUGAGAUAUAUUUCAGAUUCCAGUCACGGUCCCUGGAAGAUCGACAUAACGGUACAUGUAAAUGGCUGUGCCCCUUCUCACGAAAAAUCUUAAUACUCUGAGAAACUUUUUGUCCUUGCCUUAUACUCAAUGAAGUGCCACUGUCGCUGAGUAAGAAUAAAGUUUUAUCACCAGUGUAUAUACAUGUACUUCAUUUUAAUCAUACAGAAAUAUACGAGGUAAGAAUUACAAAGGAAAUUAAAUUCUCAUCGUAACAUUUUUUUGAAAAGGGGAAUAGGACAGCAACAAGUAUUCAUUUUUGAUUAACUUGGGACUUCUUACACAAUUGAAUGGUUGCCAAGAAUUACUUUCUGUCCAUGCCACACACACACACGCCUCUAUUACGCGCGCACACACACACACACAUACACACACACACACACACACACACAUACUUACAUCAGCCUGAAUUAACUCCUUAUCUACCACAUCCGCUCUGGCUGUUCACUACUACACACAGUUCUUAUCUCUCACUGCAGCAGCAGUGUGAGGGUUAAUUACCAGAGAUAUUUUGCAGCUGAGGAGAUUUGCCGCUGGAAUGAAUGGUACACACAUAAAACUAUCAAUAUCUCAUUUAUUUAUUGGAAUAUUUUAAAAAUUCAAGAAGUUUUUUAUUUAUUGAUGUUUCAAUUUUAUAAACCCCAAAAAGUUAAUUAUUUCAAAAAUGGCAUUCAUUUAUAAUAUUUACAUAGCAUUCCUUGAAAUAUACACAAUAAGUGUAAUUAAUUCAUUUUAACAGUUCUUGGUGUACUUGAAAAAGCAGUCAUUCUUUAUGCACAGUCUAACAUUACAUUGUCUGCAUCCAGUAGAGACUUUGUGUCUCUUGUUCUGCUUUGCACAUCCCUUACAUCGUCCAGCUUUUUCAAAUUGAAUGGGCCAAUGUGCAUUCCCACAUUUUCCCGUCACUCCAGGUGCCCUACGCUUUCUAUUUCCUCUGAAUGUUCCGAUCAUCUGCUGUGCCAAUGCCAUUCUGAAGUCCAACUGCGUUCUCUUUUUUUUCCUUGUUUGUUUUGGUCAGCAAUUUGUGAUUUGGCAAUUCUUGCAUGCAAAUCAAGGAAUUGACAAGUGCAAGAUCAAAACAAAACCAAAACAAGUACUUGUACCAUUUUUUGGCUUUUCUGCAAGUGGAAUACUGCAUCCUCUUUUGGUCAGCCAAGUCUACACCAAACAUAUAUUUGUUGUAUAGCUCAGAGACAUUUGGAGCUGACACAUCCUUUAGCUGCUUCAACUUGCUCAUUAAACUCGGUGAUGUUUGGUCUGGAGAGCGUUUUUGUCCAAGUUUCUUCGUCUAUUUCCUCUUCUGAGAAAGAAAUAUCACUUCCAAUACUUCUUGUCUCCAUUGCAUCUAUUUCUGAAUUUGUAAAUCCCUCAAAUUCAAAAUCUUCAUCGUCUGAUAGAAAUAUAUCGAGAAUGUUUUCCGCCAUCUUGACUUGCUUCGAAUAGUGUAAACAACGCUUUGGAAAACUCCUUUGUACUUAUUAAUAGAUAACCUAAUAUGGAAAACUGACGUAUUAUAUUACAGAUAUACCUUUCCUAAAACUAAUUUUCAUUGGUUCAGAGAUGGGAAAUCUCUCCAAUCUAACUAAUCACAUUUAAUGUAACACGUGUGAAAGAGCGGAUAUAUCAGUCUGUGCGAUUGCGCAUGUAUUUGUUUACAGCGGAUAUAUACGACAAUGUGGUUUAGCUAGUGGUAAUAUCAGACGGGUUUAUCCGUCACUGCAAGCACAGAGAAGAUAAAAUAAGCGUGUAUAUAUACGUUGGUGGUAGGGAAAGAGUUAAGAGGUCCUGACUUAAUCCAGCCUUUGGAGUACCACAUGAUGGGAAUAAAAUAUCAGCAAUCAACUUUCAUAUCAUGAUAUUCAUCCUUUGAUCUAAUGAGAAAUGACUUAAAAAUCAUAGAAUUUCCAGUAUGUUCACGUACAGAGCAUAUGAUAUUUUACAACUUUAAGAGAUCAUUGAAUGUCACAUUCUGAGUACCAGAACGGUACUCAUAAUGUUACACCCAGAACGGUACUCAUAAUGUUACACCCAGAACUGUACUCAUAAUGUUGCACCUAGAAUGGUGCUCAAUGUUACAUCCAGAACGGUACUCAUAAUGUUACACCCAGAAAGGUACUCAUAAUGUUACACCCAGAACGGUACUCAUAAUGUUACACCCAG